AUGGCAGAGGCAGAGGCAGAGGCAGAGGCAGAGGCAGAGGCAGAGGCAGAGGCAGAGGCAGAGGCAGAGGCAGAGGCAGAGGCAGAGGCAGAGGCAGUAAGGAAGACAGGUCGAGGUCGAAGUUAUUUGGUGGGCUGGGCUGGGCUGGGCUGGGCUGGGGAAGGGAAACAGGAUGAUGCGCUGGUCGUUGUGUUGACUGCCCGACGACCCAGCGAAUCAAUGGCCUGGGAGCUUUGGCGGCACUAUCGGUUUAGGGUAGGGGCCUAGGGGCCAGGGGGCCUUUGCCUGAUUUGGCGAUUAUUCUGCGUGGAGCUGCAGAAUAACGACGUCCAAUCGUCCAGCCGAAUUGCUGGACGGACGAGUGAAUGGAUGCAGACGCUGCUCUUUCUUUCCUGUCUU
Cadophora gregata is the source of this 399-nucleotide messenger RNA. RefSeq lists its product as uncharacterized. The record is from RefSeq and is a predicted model, not a curated record. Bases 1 to 267 code for a protein of 88 amino acids. NCBI's taxonomy places the organism in Eukaryota, Fungi, Ascomycota, Leotiomycetes, Helotiales, Ploettnerulaceae. The transcript has a single exon.